Molecule: messenger RNA, 2136 nt
Organism: Fusarium mangiferae
Lineage: Eukaryota; Fungi; Ascomycota; Sordariomycetes; Hypocreales; Nectriaceae
Exons: 5
Coding region: 1-2136 (711 amino acids)
Biological process (GO): DNA-templated transcription; positive regulation of transcription from RNA polymerase II promoter by galactose
Cellular component (GO): nucleus
Molecular function (GO): RNA polymerase II cis-regulatory region sequence-specific DNA binding; zinc ion binding; DNA-binding transcription factor activity, RNA polymerase II-specific
Source: RefSeq, a predicted model, not a curated record
AUGGACAUUCCGCAAGCACAGGAAGAAGAAAUAGUAGCGCGUCCGGCCAAGCGAAAAAGAGUCGCAUUGGCAUGUGAUACUUGUCGUGAACGGAAGAUCAAAUGCGAUGGGUCGAAGCCUGUGUGUAAUCCCUGCAGGAAGAGAGGGGAACCAGCGACAAGAUGCGUUUACACUGUCAUUGCGGGCACGGCAAAACAGCUUAGCGAGCAAGAGUACAUUGCAUCACUGCAAAAACAAGUACAGGACAUGCAACUGGUGAUCGACCAGCUCCGCCAAGCUGCAGAACUCACCCCCAAAAGCCCCAGACCCGGUACAAUCCACGUCACAACAAGCGGCCCAAGCCCCGUGAGUACAAUGGGCGCCACAACUCUCACUCUCAACCGUCAAGAGGAUGAAUUUUUCGGGCAGUCCUCCCUCCAUUCCCUUCUCCGAGAGGUUCCCCACCCCGAUCGUCAUCGGCCAGUCGCCCCACUUCGGAACCGGGGCCGGAGUUCCGCGACAUCGCUGCUUACCGCCGAGUUCGCUUUACCGCCGAGACAGGUAGCAGACAAGUUCUUGAAUCUGUACUUUGAUAGCGUGCACAUAUUCUAUCCCUGGACACAUUCUACGUGGUUCAGAAAACGGUACGAGGCGUUAUGGACGUCAACGGGCUAUUCGGGAGUGGAGAUGGGCCAAGCUGGUGAUAUUGGCGUGGGCGGCGACCAAUGCCCGGAAACAUCCUUCUUCUGUGUUUUAAACGCAAUGUUUGCUCUGGGAUGCGAGUUCUCAGAUCUUCCGGAGAAGGAGUCGGCCUCGGCCCUGUUCAGCUCAAGGAUGAGGAGUUUACUGCAGACGGACAUUCUUGACAAAGGUGACUUGUCGCAUGUGCAGGCUUUGCUCCUCGCAGGACACUAUGCACUAUCGAGCGAGUAUCCGAUUCGGUGCUAUAAUAUCAUCGGUCUUGCUUGUCGGAUAGCUGUUGGGCUGGGUCUGCAUACGGAGAGGCAUGCUGAUCAGAGAUCUGUUGUGGAGAAUGAAGUACGUCGGAGAGUCUGGUACGGAUGCCUACAAAUGGAGAUGACAGUCUGUAUGACCCUGGGAAGACCACCUGUCCUACAAAUGACAGACGACGUCCUCGUCCCCGCCGCAGUCGACGACGAGUUCAUCUGCCCAGACACUAACUCUUGCAUCCAACCCGGAGGAAUAGUAUCACAAAACCUCUUUGUAGUAGAGAAUAUACGACUAGCCAAGAUCCUGGGCAAGAUCCUGUCAUCGAUCUACUGGCCAAGUUCAUCCUCCGACUUCAGCGCCCUCGUUCGUCUAGACGGCCUACUUGAAGACUUCAAGACCUCUCUAGUGACUGAUCUGAAAUGGUGGGACAACGACAUUGUUCGAACACAGGGUGCUAGGGGUCACAUUAUAAAACGUCAGAGAAACGUUCUGCAGGCGAGGUUUCUUCAUCUCAGGAUUCUAUUGUACCGACCAAGUUUCAGCGCGUUCUGCGCUGCUGCGAGGCGCUCGCGCCAACGACGCGGCACGGGCUCUGGCUUGGAUGAGGUCGCUACCGAAGCAAAUACCCUGCAGGGAGCUUUCCAGGCCCAGUGCGCUACUACGUGUGUUCAGGUGGCGUAUGAGCUAUCGGCGUCCCUACUAGCUGCACGGGAAGUCGAAGCAACGGGUGCAUGGUGGUUCAGUCUAUUCUAUCUUAUGACGUGUGGCGGUAUAAUUAUUCUUGGGGAGUGCGCUCAAGUUGGGGGGAGCAAGCACUUUAACCAGCAGCAGCUCGAUGCGACGUGGGAGAACACGAUGGUGCUUCUGCGAGUUCUCGGUAGGGAGAAUGCCCGUGCGAGAGGUUAUCUGGACCAUUUGCUUGUUCUAAAGGAACAAGCACGGUCUGCAUAUUUCUCAAUACGCAACUCCGUCGUUCCAUCCCGGGCGCCAUCCCGAAGGCCAUCCGUCAGCCUCGAGGGACAGCCCGAUGAGAACGGAGAUCAAGAAAUCCCUACUACCACGGAUGUACAGGAAGAACAGGUCGAUUUCAUGGCAUCGUUGUUUCAGGAUAACUGGGACUGGAGUCUUGAUGGCGGCAUGCCAACGUAUGGUGGUCUUGGAUUUGGAGACGAGUUCAUAUUUCCUCUAUCUAGUUGGCCAGCUUAA